AUGGAAGGAAGAAGACGCCAACGAGAGUUGCCCCUCAGUAAUGAUCACACAACUGUUCCUUCUGCAAAUGAUGAUGAGAUAUUAAUGCUUGGUGAUCCUACAGAUGAUACCGAGGCACAUGUGACGGGAUCUGAUGAUGUGGAAGUUGCCUACGGAAGUGCAUUUUAUCUACAGGAGGAUUAUCUUCAACGUCUACGUCAACGACAUCAUCGCGACAACUCCACCGAGCGAGAUGAUAACGGCGGUAUUCACAAUAAUAAUAAUAAUAAUAAUAAUAAUAAUAAUAAUAAUAGUGAUAUUGGAUUUGAUGAGGGAAUGGGUUUAAUAAGGGGAAAGGGUGGAGAACAGCAGAAGAGGAAUAAGGAGUUGGAGGAGGAGUUUGAUCUUGUGGUGAACACACGACUACAGCCGUUGUUUUUCCAACUUAAUAAAGACUUCCCAGCGGUACUCCCACGCACAUCAUCAUCAUCACCAUCAGAAGAAGAAGAAAAAGGAAUAGAAGGGAAAGAAACAGAGAAUCCAUUAACAGCGCUUGCUGUACAGAAUGAAAAGUCUGAUAUUAUAUUACCUGUGGUGAACUCUACAUGUCGUUUAGUCCAAAGUGCGGCGAAGGGAAGUGCGAUGCUUGUCUCUCUUAAACGACAACAAGAAGUGGAGCGUACCACUCGAGCGGCAAUGGAUACAAGUAAGUCUGAUCUUUCACGAUUAAUGCGAAAAGGAGAAGCAGGACAACAAGUAAUGACAAUGGAAGAAGAGGAAGAAGAAGCGAAUAAUAAUAAUAAUAAUAAUAAUAAUAAUAAUAAUAAUAAUAAUAAAAAGAACGUUAAUUCUUUGAAUUCCUGGACAAAUACUGAGGGAAAUACAGAUGAAGAUAUGGAGGGUGAAGCAGAGAUGCUGCGUCGUAAGAUUCGUAUAGAACAGGCAAAACUAGAUCAUAUGAUGGAUCCUACAAAUCCUAAUGCUUUUAGUAAAGUUGUUAAUGCUGCAAGUAUUGAGGAAAUAGAAAAAGAGGAACGUGCACGACAAUAUGCAAAUACAUUACGAAGACGUCAAGAAAAACUGGAUCGUGUUCAAGAAGCUAAAAAUCAAUUAGCAGAAUCUAGUAGUCAUACGGAUGAUUAUAUGGCGAAACGUCUUGCUUUACUAGCGGUAAGGCAACAGUUACCUAUUUAUCGAUGUAAAGAUGAAUUACUUCGAUGUAUUGGAGAAAACUCGGUUUGUGUUGUUGUUGGUGAAACAGGAAGUGGUAAAACCACUCAAUUAGUACAAUAUUUAUAUGAACGUGGUUAUACUCGUAGUGGUGGUGGUGGAAUUAUUGGAUGUACACAACCAAGACGUCUUGCCGCUAUUGGUGUUGCUCGUCGUGUAAGUGAAGAGAUGGGAUGUGCCUUAGGAACACGUGUGGGAUAUGCAAUUCACCUUGAUGACUGUACAACAGAAGAAACAGAAAUAAAAUUUAUGACGGAUGGUGUACUUCUUCGUGAGAUUGUACGGGAUCCGGAUGUCAGUAAGUAUAGUGUUAUUGUAUUAGAUGAGGCGCAUGAACGUUCUAUUAAUACAGAUGUACUUUUAGGGGUUUUAAAGGCGGCUGUUCGUCGUCGUACAGACUUAAAACUUGUAGUUACAUCCGCUACUAUGGAUAUUGUAAAAUUCUCAAAAUUCUUUGGAAAUGCCCCUUUUUAUGAAAUUCCUGGACAAACAUAUGAUGUAGAACUACAAUACACUUCAGCCCCUGUAGAUGAUUAUGUAGCGGAUGCUGUAUUUCGAGUUUGUCAAUUACAUAUUCAAAUGCCAUUAGAGGGAAAACAUGAUAUUCUUGUUUUCAUGACAGGUAGAGAUGAUGUUCUUGGGGUAUGUGAAUUAAUACGACGUCGUUUACAAGAGUUAGAUCCAAAAUGGCUGGAAACAUUAUUAAUAUUACCAUGUCUUUCAGAGGCGGUCAAUACAUCCACUGGGGUGUUAACUGCUACUCCACCAGGAAUGCGUAAGUGUGUGGUGGCGACAAAUGUCGCCGAAACAUCCUUAACUAUUGAUGGUAUUCGAUAUGUUGUAGACUGUGGAUUUAUGAAAACAAAUGUGUUUCGUCCAAAACUUGGAAUGAAUACACUACAAAGAUAUCCAGUAUCACAAGCGCAGGCAAAUCAACGUAAAGGUCGAGCAGGUCGUACAACAUCCGGAGUAUGUUUUCGACUAUAUACGGAGGCACAAUUUACACAUGAAAUGCUCAUCAGCAGUGUACCAGAAAUACAACGUAGCAGUAUUGAUAGUGUCGUAUUAUUAUUAAAAAGCAUUGGUGUAUCGCGGCUUAUUGAUUUUGACUUUAUGGACCCCCCACCAGCGGCAAACAUCCGUCGAAGUAUGUGGCAGUUAUGGGUAUUAGGACUUCUUGAUGAUACAGGUGCUAUUACUACAGAUGGAAGACGGGCAUUGGAGUUUCCACUUGCCCCUUCAUUGGCGAAAAUGUUAGUAGAUAGUGUAGAGCGUGAAUGUGCUGUAGAGACGGUUCGAAUUGUUUCAAUGAUAUCAGCAGACCCUAAAGGACUUUUUGAACUCCCAAAGGAUAGAGAAGAAACUGCUCGACAGCAUCAUGGACGUUUUUACGUGAAUGACUCGGAUCAUCUUACUUUAUUAAAUGUCAUGACACACUUUAUUGAAAAUGGAAAGUCACGACAAUGGGCAAAGGAUCAUUUCUUACACUCACCAACUCUCAUACGUGCGUGUGAAGUACAGCAACAGUUAAUAGAGCGGUUACGACAAUUAAAACUUCCUAUUCUAUCUUGUGGACAUAAAGGACUUGAUCAGGUGCGACGGUGUGUAGCGAAUGGUUUUUGUCUACAGUCCGCUCGCCGCUCCAAUACAAACUGGAGUGAAUACCGUUCAAUGCUCAAUGCUGGUGUGACAUGCUAUAUCCAUCCCUCCUCUGCUGUUUGUGCGCGUGCGGAGAUGCCACUUUAUGUGGUGUACCAUGAUUUGCUUCUCACUACUCGUGAGUAUCUCGUGAUGGUGACGGCUGUGGAGCCCUCUUGGCUGUCUGAGGCCUCUCGUGGGGUUUUCUGCACCAAGAGGGCACUGAGAGACUCCACGAUAACAACAACAAGGACGAUGAUAUCAGCCCCGGAAGGAACUACGGCCUUGGCGGCAGUCUCGUCCACACGUGAAGUACGUGCAGUUCCUCCCGCAAGAGGCAUGAGACAACCCCCCGCAAUG
This is a messenger RNA of Trypanosoma theileri, 3207 nucleotides long. Its product is annotated as pre-mRNA splicing factor. NCBI's taxonomy places the organism in Eukaryota, Euglenozoa, Kinetoplastea, Trypanosomatida, Trypanosomatidae. Gene Ontology annotation, cellular component: spliceosomal complex; intracellular anatomical structure. The transcript has a single exon. The annotation marks the transcript as partial. Gene Ontology annotation, biological process: mRNA splicing, via spliceosome. The record is from RefSeq and is a predicted model, not a curated record. Gene Ontology annotation, molecular function: RNA binding; ATP binding.